AGUUAAAAAGAACAAUUUAGAGCUCUUUUUUGCAAAAUCCCUGAAAACGAGAGCCUAUUGCAGACUUUUUCUUUUGCGGGGGGCCUUCUUUCCCUUUGGUGGAACAUGUUUUAAAUGGAAGCCAGAACGAGGGAUUAGAAAGUUAGUGAAAGAGGCAGAACUCUUGGGGUCAUUGGUGAGGGGGACUGGGAAAGAUCGACCGGCUUUUUCCGAUGGAGAAGAAAAUAGAAAUAUACCACGAGAAGCAGCGCCUGCAAUUCUGCCUCUUACAUGCGCUCAACAAUCUGCUGCAGGUGAAGGAAUCAUUCACAAAAGCAGAGUUGGAUGCCAUAGCUGACAAACUAGCAGUUGAUGAUACAAACGAAGAUUCGUGGAGUAUUGCCUCUGUAAUCUGGAAGCCCCACCACAAUAGUUUAACUGGUAAUUAUGAUGUAAAUGUGCUUAUUGCAGCACUUGAGGGAAAAGGUAAGAAGGUUGUAUGGCAUGAUCGCCGGAAUGAUGCGUCUGCCAUCAACCUUGACCAAUCACCAGACACUUUAACUGGUUUGAUGCUCAACGUUCCGGUGAAACGGUUUGCCGGGCUUUGGAAUAGUAGGCACUGGAUUGCAGUACGGAGAAUUCAUGGUCUUUGGUAUAACUUGGACAGUGAUCUUCGUGAGCCUGUAACUUUCAAAGAUGAUAAUGAAAUGAAGGAGUUUUUGAAUGCAAGUCUCACUGAGGGAGGUGAGAUUUUGAUAAUCUUGGAGGACGAAGAGUGA
Molecule: messenger RNA, 758 nt
Organism: Nymphaea colorata (pocket water lily)
Lineage: Eukaryota; Viridiplantae; Streptophyta; Magnoliopsida; Nymphaeales; Nymphaeaceae
Product: josephin-like protein
Exons: 2
Coding region: 213-758 (181 amino acids)
Biological process (GO): protein deubiquitination
Molecular function (GO): cysteine-type deubiquitinase activity
Source: RefSeq, a predicted model, not a curated record